AUGGCCUCACAACAAAACAAGUUCGUUUACACAACCGAACGAGCCGCAUCCGAAGGCGUCACCGACCACAAGAAACUCCCGAAGCUAAUCGAAACGGCAAGGAAUCUCGCUAUGGCUCCAAUAAAAGCCGGAGCUGUGGGACUCGCAUCAUCCGGUCGGGUCUACUUAGGGGCCAAUGUCGAUUUUGAAGGCCUUUCCAUCCACGCUGAGCAAUUCAUUAUCGCCAACCUUGCCCUCAACUCCGAGCCAGAACUCACUCACUUGGUCGUCUCCGAUGAUGGCACAGUCUUCCGUGGGCCGUGCGACCGCUGCAGCCUGUUUCUUCAGGAGAUCGACAAUGCAGCUCAAAUCGAAGUUCUAAUCAAAAACGUAAACGAAGAAGACGGAUCAUUCAAGAGCCUCGAGAGCCACAUGCCAGACAAAUUCGGCCCCGACAGUAUCCUUCCGGCAGAAGUCUCUCUCCUUAUGCCGCGCGAUAACCGUCUCGCUCUCUUCAAUCACGAUUCCUCCAGAAGGAUCUGCUCAAAUCAGAAACGUUGUUCACACCUGAAGUGCAUGGCUCUAAAGGUGGCUCUAAAGGCGGCGAACAAAUCAUAUGCGCCACACACCGAGUGUCCGUCAGGGGUGGCACUGAUUUGCGAAGGGGACGUGUAUGAAGGAUGGUGCAUCGAAACGGUGGCGUGUAACCUUAGCUUGGGGCCAGUACAAGCUGCAUUGGUUGAUUUCUUGGCUCGUGGAAAAGGCAAGGGGUUCGAUAAGAUCACCGGAGCUGUGCUAGUGGAGAAGAAGGGUGCGAAGGUGAGUCAAGAAGACAUAUCGACGAUGCUCUUAAAGAAGAUAGCAGCUCCAAACUGCGAUUUCAGUGUCUUCCAUUGCUACGAGCUGCCCAAAGAGAACACUUGGGAUAUCAUGUAAAAAAGCUGCUGAUGCAUAUUUUAUAUUCAUACGAAUAUACGAUGAUAUAUAGAUAAAUGAUGCAUUAUUGUGAUAGAUGUAGUAAAUUACAAUAAAUAAUAAGGAAACGAAUAAGCCAAUAGU
Messenger RNA from Capsella rubella, 1038 nucleotides. Its product is annotated as cytidine deaminase 5. Gene Ontology annotation, molecular function: cytidine deaminase activity; zinc ion binding. The transcript has a single exon. Bases 1 to 915 code for a protein of 304 amino acids. The record is from RefSeq and is a predicted model, not a curated record. Gene Ontology annotation, cellular component: cytosol. NCBI's taxonomy places the organism in Eukaryota, Viridiplantae, Streptophyta, Magnoliopsida, Brassicales, Brassicaceae.